AUGUCCUUCCACUUCGAUGCGAGAGGCGAUUCCUCGGACGACGAGGACGGCGGAGGACUCGAUCUUGCGUCGUGGAAGACUGGCGCUGCUGCACCGCGAGGAUGUGUACGGGGUGGACCUGUAGCUCCAGUUGCUCGAAUGGUGGCAGCGGAUGACGAGGAGGACGACGAUUCGCAAAGCGGAACGCCCGAUCUUGCGGCUUUCCAAACGGGUCGCAAACGCAAGAGCCCAUCAGCUACUGGCUCCCCGCCCGCCCUCUCGUUCCAGGCGAUCAACGAGCGCCUUGAAGAGUCGGACGAAGGCUCUACAUACGAUUUGCAGUCGAUUGAUUCCGACGUGCUACAGCUCCCCAUGGAGGUCGAAGAGGAGGAUCAGCCAGCUCCUUCGGGACAGGAGCUUUUCGUACAGAUAUCUCGCAGCGAGGUGGAUAGAGACGAUUUUGAGGAUUACGCUGCCAUGGGGACGGCUGUAAAGCGAGUCCUGCAAGAGAGACAAUUGAGGAAUGGCGAUAUGGUUUACAAGGUGUUGUUUGACGACACGCAUUCAGAAGAGAUACCAUUCGACGAGCUGCUUCGUUUGAACAACGGCCAAGAGGCACUCAACGCAUUUGUACCAGACGCGGCAUCUGACAGCGAGGAAUCACCUGAACCAGCACCUCGAGCCAAGCGUGGUCGGCGCGGUCCAGCGGCCAAGCAGUCAAGAAUGUCGGCCAGACGCCCGGGCAGCCGCCGAAACCCUGAUGGCUUCGGCUUUGUGAGCACCGUCGAUAAUGUCGAUGGCUCCGACGUGGACAUCUCCGACGACGACGACGAGAUCACUGUCACUCGGACCCGAGGCGGCAAGCGCAAGCAAGACACAACCCAAUACGAGGACCAAGGCGAUGAUGAGGACGACGACGACGAGCCUGAAGGCUCCGAGGAUGAGCUGGCGCAGCCAACCCGCUCCGGUCUUCGCAAAGGCAGGGGAGGUAAAGCAGUCGGUGGCAGAGGCCGACAGACACGGGCUUCUACCGGUCUGGGUCUCGUGGACGACGACGAGGAGGAAGAGGAAGACUCCGACGGUAUGAAUGUGCUGCAAUCUGAUCUUCCUGGCAUGAAGAAGCGUCGCAAGAACAAGCGCAGUACCAACGACGACACCAUACGAGUCAACAUGCGCCAGUCAGAGCGUGCUACGAGGCAUGUGGGCGACAUGCAGGAGGUUGCGGAGGACGAUAUUUUCCGCUCAGAGAGCGAGCAAGAGCGUGCUCCUUCCAAGCCCAAGAUAUCGCUCGUCCGCGAAGUCUUCAAGCCUCUGCCAACCAAUGACGACUUCCGCAUGCGGCAUUACCAGUGGUGUGAUACUUGUGGCCAAGGCAAGAACUAUGCACAACUUAUCUACUGCCAAGGAUGCUCGAUCUCAUACCAUAAGAAUUGCCUCGGACCCCGCACAAACCGGGAGCAUCUUGUUACUAAGAUCGCAGAUGACGAGCACGUACUUCAAUGCCGGCGUUGCGUCAAGAGAGCACAGAAGAAAGAUGAGACUGCACCAGACCAGAGCAAGUGCCAGGACUGUCUUCAGCCUGGCGCUGGCUGCCAGCCGUUUCGACCACGCAAGUCCGCAGCUCAAGAGCAGAAGGAGCGCGAAGAUAAUGGGGGAGUUGAUCCUAACUACCCCGUUAUUCACGAGCUCAUCAACAACGCAGACAAUGUGUUGUUCCGCUGCAUGGGAUGCUACCGCGCUUUCCAUUUCGAGCACCUGCCUUCCCUCACCGAUAUGAUGGAUUUGGAUGGCAACGCGGAUCCCGAACAACGCUUCCGCGAAUACAGCCAUGAGUGGAAGUGCAAAGAGUGCAAGGAAAUGCCAGCCAAAGUCUCAGGACUCAUCGCCUGGAAGCCAGUGGACGACGAUCUCUACGACAAUGAAGCAGGCUUCGAAGGACUCAACGAGCAAGACAAGGCGUACUUGGUGAGGUGGGAGGGCAUGUCCUACUUCCGCGCCCAGUGGAUGCCUGGCCCUUGGGUGUGGGGAGUCACAGCUAUCGUGAUGCGAAAAGCGUUCGCCAAGCGCGAAGAUGCCCAGCACCCCAAGAUGAGGACCGAAGACGCCAUUCCUGAAGACUAUCUCCGUACAGACAUCGUGCUGGAUAUUAAGUAUACCAGCUACGUGGACAUUCGCACCGAAGAAGUCGACAAGGCUCGUAUCCGAGAGGUAGAGAAGGCCCUGAUCAAGUACAAAGGCCUCUCGUACGAAGAUGCCGUCUGGGAAGCCCCGCCAUCUCCUGAAGAUGGCGAGCGCUGGUCCGACUUCGUCUUGGCAUACAACGACUGGGUCGCUGGCUACUACGUUCGUCAGCCCAAGCCUAGCCAGCUUAAGGUCAAGCUAGAGAAGAUUCGCAAGGACAAGGACGACUUCCAAAAGCUCGAGAAGACUGAGCAGCCAGAGAGCAUGCAGGGCGGAAAGCUGAUGGAGUACCAAGUCCAAGGACUCAACUGGUUGUACUACAAGUGGUUCCAGCAGAAAAACGCUAUUCUGGCUGACGAAAUGGGUCUCGGCAAGACGAUUCAGAUUAUCGGAUUCCUGGCUACCCUGAUCCAAGAUCAUGGCUGCUUUCCGUUUCUGGUUGUGGUUCCAAACUCUACGUGUCCCAACUGGCGCCGCGAGAUCAAGCGUUGGGCGCCGGGCCUGCGAGUCGUCGCCUUCUACGGCUCGCGUGAGAGCAGAGAGAAGGCGAAGCAGUACGAGCUAUAUCCGCAAGGCAGCAAGGAGUUGAAGUGCCAUAUCGUUGUCACGAGCUACGACACUGCCGCGGAUGAUGAUUGUCGUAGAUUCUUCCAAAAGAUUCCCUGGCAAGGAUUGAUCGUCGACGAAGGCCAGCGUUUGAAGAACGACAAGAACCUUCUGUACGCUGCACUUGGCGCACUCAAGGCCCCUUUCAAGAUCCUGCUCACUGGCACUCCGCUUCAGAACAACCAGCGUGAGCUCUUCAACCUGCUGCACUUCCUGGACGACUCGUACAAUCCCGCCGAGCUGGAGAAAGAGUACGAGGACCUUGACCAGGAGAAGAUCGCGAAGCUUCAUGACAUGAUUCGACCAUUCUUCCUGCGGCGCACCAAAGCUCAAGUGUUGACGUUCUUGCCACCGAUGGCUCAGAUCAUUCUUCCCGUGAGCAUGAGCUUGGUACAGAAGAAGCUGUAUCGAAGCAUUCUCGCCAAGAAUCCAGAUCUGAUGAAGGCUAUCUUCAGCACUGAAUCAGCCACACUGAAGCAGGGUGAGAGAGCUAGUCUGAGCAACAUUCUCAUGCAGCUACGCAAGUGCCUUUGCCAUCCAUUUGUCUACAACAAGGGUAUUGAGGACCGCAACGUGGACAUCGCGUCCUCGCAUCGCAACCUCGUCGAUGCCAGCAGCAAGCUCAAGCUUCUGGAGCUCCUUCUUCCCAAGCUGAGGGAACGUGGCCAUCGAGUGCUCAUCUUCAGUCAGUUUCUUGAGAUGCUCGACAUCGUGGAGGAUUGUCUCGACGGCAUGCAACUGCGCUUCCAGCGUCUCGACGGAUCCAUCAACGCCAUGACCAAGCAGAAGCGCAUCGACGAGUUCAAUGCACCAGACUCCGAGCUCUUUGCCUUCUUGCUGUCCACUCGAGCUGGCGGUGUCGGCAUCAACUUGGCUUCUGCAGACACUGUCAUCAUUCUCGACCCUGACUUCAAUCCCCAUCAGGACAUCCAGGCCUUGUCCAGAGCUCAUCGUAUUGGCCAACAGAAGAAGGUGUUGUGCUUCCAACUGGUCACUCGCUACAGCUCCGAAGAGCGGAUCAUGCAGAUUGGUCGCAAGAAGCUUGCUCUCGACCACGUCUUGAUUCAAGAAAUGAACGAAGACGACGCCGAUCAGAACGACUUGGUAUCCAUUCUACGCCACGGAGCCAACGAGCUCUUCGAGGACAACGGCGAAAUGGACAUCACCUAUGAUGCCGCUAGUGUUGAGCGCCUGCUCGACCGAAGCCACAUGGAAGACACCAAAGCAGGUGCCGACAAGAGCGCUGAGACCCAGUUCUCGCUUGCGCGUGUGUGGGCCAACGACCAAGGCGCUCUUGAAGAUGCGAAUGUACAAGACGCUCCCGAUGAGACUGCGCCAAAUCCUGGCGUGUGGGAACACAUCCUCAAGGAGCGUGAGCGUGUGGCCGCGGAGGAAGCUGCAGCCAAAGCUGAAGCAUUUGGUCGUGGACGUCGUGCUCGCGCGAACAACAUCGACUACACCACCGACAAGGCUCAAGACGACAUCGACGUGACUCCAGUCAAGCGGGGCAAGAAGCGCAAGCAGAACGACGAAAGCGAUACUGACUUCCAAGCGGAUGACAGCGAUGGAGACGAUGAUCUAGACAACGGUGAGAUGGUGGAGAAUGGUGAGUUGAAGGAUCUGCAUCGCGGUACUAAACCAGACGCAGGUCAUAAGAAGACCGGUAAGCCUUCCCUGUCAAAAACCCAGAAAUCCCCCAAGAAGACACCAAAGAAAGCCAGUGUGCCCAAGACUUCUUCGUCUGCGAAGAAGUCUGGCGCGAAUGGCAAGAAAGUGGCUCAGGUAGAGCCCGCGCCCAAGAAGCCUAUGUCGGCAGCGGCGAGGAAGGCGAAUCCCCAGGCGCGAUUGUCCAACUUCCGUGUUAUACCUCCGUCUUUCAACAAGGCGUCGAAGCGCAGCACAAAGACCGACAUGGCGGUCAGUCAAGCUAUACUGGGCAACGGCAAGGCUUCUGCUUCAUCCAUGAAGAAGGCUGCUGUUCCCGGUGCUGUGACGAAGGCUGUCGAUGGAGAAGGCUCAACCAAGCAAAAGCCCAUUGAGCUUGACGAUUCGUCGUCCAAUAAGGCGUCGACUAACACCGCCCUCACAGAGGCGCCGACUUUCCGACGCGUUCAAGUACUUCGGCCAGGACCUGUCGAACCUACACCAAUCGAGCACCCCACUCAAGUUGCAAGCAAUGGAAACGCUACCAACGGUGGCACUCCACAGCCGCCGCAAUUCAACCAAAACGGGUACCCAGUGGGCGUCAACUGUCGCGCUUGUCAGAGCUUCCACGCCGUUGGCAGCUGCCCUCUCAAGCUGGCUGGCGUAGAGCACUGCAAUCUGUGCGGCAUGGCUCACUAUGGACAUGCACGCGUGUGCCCGCACAUUCAAUCUGAGACACAGGUCCGCGCCAUGCUUGAGGCUCUCAAGUACUCGAACGAACCGGAGCAUCUUGUGAAGGAGGCGAAUCGUUACUUGCGAGGAUUGAAGGGUUCUUUGGUUCAGUUGAAGAAGCAGAAGGAGGCGAAGGAGGCUGCGGCGCGAGAGGCGGCGUUUGCUUCUCAGUUUCAGCAACCUAUGGGCAUGCAGUCAAUGGGUGAGCAGCAGCAGCUGUGGUUAUGA
Molecule: messenger RNA, 5370 nt
Organism: Zasmidium cellare ATCC 36951
Lineage: Eukaryota; Fungi; Ascomycota; Dothideomycetes; Mycosphaerellales; Mycosphaerellaceae
Exons: 4
Coding region: 1-5370 (1789 amino acids)
Biological process (GO): negative regulation of transcription by RNA polymerase II; chromatin remodeling
Cellular component (GO): chromatin; nucleus
Molecular function (GO): chromatin binding; ATP binding; histone binding
Source: RefSeq, a predicted model, not a curated record